AUGUCUAAGCACCCCGCUGUUUUGAAUGCCACACAUGAAGACAUGAGUCUUAUGCUUGCUGCUCAGACUCACAUCGGCACCAAGCACCUUGAGAAGGCUAUGCUUCCUUACGUGCACAAGUGCCGCCCCGACGGUGUUCACCUCAUCAACAUCGGCAAGACGUGGUCUAAGCUUGUCCUUGCUGCCCGUGUGCUCGCCGCUGUUGAGAACCCCGCUGACAUUGUGGUGAUCUCGAGCCGCACCUACGGCCACCGUGCCGUGCUCAAGUUCGCUGCCAACACUGGCGCGACUGCGAUUGCCGGCCGCUUCACCCCCGGUUCAUUCACCAACUACAUCACGCGCUCUUUCAAGGAGCCCCGCGUGAUUGUUGUCACUGACCCCCGCGUUGACCACCAGGCCAUCCGCGAGGCUGCAUACGUCAACAUCCCCGUGAUUGCGCUCUGCGACACCGACGCUCCUCUGCGCCACGUCGACAUUGCCAUUCCCGGAAACAACAAGGGCCGUCACUCGAUCGGUCUUCUUUGGUGGCUUCUUUGCCGUGAGUUCCUCCGUCUCCGUGGCAUUGUGCCCCGCACCCCCAACGGCUGGAACGUCAUGGUCGACAUGUUCUUCUACCGCGAUCCCGAAGAGAUUGAGCGCGAGCAGGCUGAGGCUGCGCUUGCCAAGCAGAAUGCUGCGCUCAACGCCAACAACGAUGGCAUGGAGGCGAUUGACUACUCUGUCGAGGGUGCCGGCGCCGGCGGUAUGAACCCUGCCGUCGCUGCCAACAUUGCUACGGGCAACGAGCAGGUUGACUGGAGCGCCGACACUGCUCAGGACUGGGCUGCGGAAUCUGGUGCUGCUCCUGCGACUUCCAGCUGGGACUAA
This is a messenger RNA of Malassezia vespertilionis, 867 nucleotides long. RefSeq names its product structural constituent of ribosome (gene RPS0). The transcript has a single exon. Gene Ontology annotation, cellular component: 90S preribosome; cytosolic small ribosomal subunit; ribosome. The coding region runs from base 1 to 867 and encodes 288 amino acids. The record is from RefSeq and is a predicted model, not a curated record. Gene Ontology annotation, molecular function: structural constituent of ribosome. Lineage: Eukaryota; Fungi; Basidiomycota; Malasseziomycetes; Malasseziales; Malasseziaceae. Gene Ontology annotation, biological process: cytoplasmic translation; ribosomal small subunit assembly.